Messenger RNA from Drosophila obscura, 4700 nucleotides. It is a transcript of the gene Usp7, whose product is annotated as ubiquitin carboxyl-terminal hydrolase 7. The transcript is spliced from 4 exons. Gene Ontology annotation, molecular function: cysteine-type endopeptidase activity; cysteine-type deubiquitinase activity; protein binding. Lineage: Eukaryota; Metazoa; Arthropoda; Insecta; Diptera; Drosophilidae. Gene Ontology annotation, cellular component: cytosol; nucleus. Gene Ontology annotation, biological process: regulation of protein stability; protein deubiquitination. The coding region runs from base 576 to 4022 and encodes 1148 amino acids. The record is from RefSeq and is a predicted model, not a curated record.
UAUAUGUUUUCGGCAACAAUAUUUUUCUAAGAAAAGGCGACGUGCAAAGCACACACUGAAAAGUCUUACCCACACAUGUAAAACAGUGUACGCCGUGAAUUAAGAAGUGUGUAGGUUGGUUGAAAAGAAAGCACACACGCACACGCGCAUACACACAACACACAUACAAAACUAUAUGCGAAAAUCUGCAAGUUUAUCUUGCGGCUGUCCACACCCCCCUCCCGGCCCCAUAACCCUUCAAUCCGACAAACACACAGCGAGCGUGCGGACCACGAGCGCCCCGAGCCAAAAGAAAAUAUACAAUAGAAAUACAAUAAAUAAAAUUGAUUGAAAUUUCGAUAACCAGCAAAGGAGAAACAGAACACCUUUUCGAUCGAACUACUGCAACACAGUGCAAGGGCUCUCUCCAAGGACCCCCCAGCGACACACAAAUUCGAGCCCGAAGGGGCAUAUGUACAUUCAGCAGCGCAAACUCGAAAAAAAGGGCAGCGCAACAGAAGAGGAGGAAACAGCGAUACCGUCGAAACCGAGAGGCGACACCGCCUGUUUCUAGCACCAUUCAAGUCCCGAAUAAGAUGGAAAUUGAAACAGAACAAUCCAUCGAAGCAAUGGACACCCAGGACACCCAAGAGGUCGAGAUAAUCACUAGCGAUCUUCACCAGCAGCAGCAACAACAGCAGCAGCAACAACAACAGCAGCAGCAGCUCCAGAAUCAAAAUCAACAACAGAAUUCGCCGCCACAGCUGCCGAAAUUCAAAAAUCUGAUACAGCCACAAUUGCACGCGGUUGGUGGAGUCACCCAGCUGCCCAGCGAGAACGGCAACGUGCCGCCACAACAGCUGCUGGCCGACAGCAGCUCCUCAUCGUUUGCCAACGAACAGGACACAAUGUCGUUGGACGACGAGAACAAGGAGGAUCAGUUCCGUUCGGAGACCACAUUCGCCUAUACGGUCGAUAAUGUGGGACAAUUGAAAUCACAGCGUCUGUCGCCGCCAGUGUAUGUACGGAUGCUGCCAUGGAAGAUAAUGGUCAUACCGAACGACCGGGCAUUGGGCUUCUUUCUGCAGUGCAACGGUGAGAAUGAUUCGCCCACCUGGUCGUGCAAUGCCAUUGCCGAAUUGCGUCUCAAGUGCCACAAGGCAGAGUCUCAGCCGUUCACGCGUGCCCGCAUCAAGCAUUUGUUCUACUCGAAGGAGAACGACUAUGGCUACUCGAACUUCAUUACCUGGCAGGAGCUGCAGGAUUCGGAGAAGAGCUAUAUACACAACAACAGCAUUACCUUAGAGGUGCAUGUCAUAGCCGAUGCACCGCAUGGCGUACUCUGGGACUCGAAGAAGCACACCGGCUAUGUCGGCCUAAAGAAUCAGGGGGCCACCUGCUACAUGAACUCCCUGCUGCAGACGCUCUAUUUUACCAAUUCCCUGCGCCUGGCCGUCUAUCGCAUACCCACAGAGGCCGACGAUAGCACCAAGUCGGUGGGCCUCUCACUGCAGCGUGUUUUCCACGAGCUCCAGUUCGGCGAUCGUCCGGUGGGCACCAAGAAGCUAACCAAAUCCUUUGGCUGGGAGACACUCGACUCGUUCAUGCAGCACGAUGUCCAGGAGUUCCUGCGCGUUCUGCUCGACAAGCUCGAGUCAAAGAUGAAGGGCACCUGCCUCGAGGGCACCAUACCGGGCCUCUUUGAGGGCAAAAUGUCAUCGUAUAUCAAAUGCAAGAAUGUGGACUAUAACAGCACACGCUAUGAGACCUUCUACGAUAUCCAGCUAAAUAUCAAAGACAAAAAGAACAUUUACGAAUCAUUUCAGGACUAUGUCGCCUCCGAGACCCUCGAGGGUGACAACAAAUACGAUGCUGGCGUCCAUGGCUUGCAGGAGGCCAGCAAGGGUGUCAUCUUCACGUCAUUCCCGCCCGUUCUGCACUUGCAUUUGAUGCGUUUCCAAUACGAUCCCAUUACGGACAGCUCGAUCAAGUACAACGAUCGCUUCGAGUUCUACGAACAAAUCAAUCUCGAUAACUAUCUGGCCGAGGGUGAGAAGACAACAGCGGACUAUGUCCUGCAUGCCGUGCUGGUGCAUUCGGGCGAUAAUCAUGGCGGGCACUAUGUGGUCUUUAUCAAUCCAAAGGCCGAUGGGCGCUGGUUCAAGUUUGAUGACGAUGUGGUCUCCAGUUGCCGCAAACAGGAGGCCAUUGAGCUGAAUUAUGGCGGCAUGGAUGAUGAGAUCUCGUUCCAUGCCAAAUGCAGCAAUGCCUAUAUGCUGGUGUACAUCAGGCAAUCGGAACUGGAUCGUGUGCUGGGCGAUAUACCAGAGAAUGAGAUAUCCAGCGAUCUGGUGGAGCGUCUCGAUCUGGAGAAACGCAUCGAGAUGGCGCGUCGCAAGGAGCGCAGCGAGGCCAAUUUGUAUAUCUCGGUGCAUGUCAUACUCGAGGAGUACUUUGAGGGCCAACAGAAGCGUCGUCUCUUCGACUUGGAGAAGACCCAUCAGCGUCCGUUUAAGCUCAAGCAGAAUCAGACCGUUGACGAGCUGGUCGAUAUGUUUGUGAAGAGCUUUGGCGUCUCGCGCGAUCGUAUGCGCAUUUGGAACAUGUGCACCGCCCAGACGCAAAAGUUUCUCUACUUUGACUUUGAGGCGGAGGGAUCGCGCACCAUCGAACAGAUACCCACAUCACAGAAGCCGUGGGUGAUCUUUCUCGAGCUGGCACCACAGGACAGCAGCGAACCGUUGGCACCCUUCAAUCCCAAAUCAGAUGUGCUGCUCUUCCUCAAGUAUUACGAUGCCAAGAACAAGCGUCUCAAUUAUAUUGGAUGCACACAUCAGCCGCAGAGUCGACGCCUCAUCGAUCUGUGUCCGGAGGUGAACCGCAAGCUGGGCUUCGAUCUGGACACCGAGAUGACCGUCUUUGAUGAGUAUGGCGACAAAAAGAUCGCCAAUCUGAAUGAUCCCAUUGAGAGUGUGCUCUAUCUGCCGCCCGAUAAUCUGCAGGGGCACAUACUCAUCUUUGAGCGUGAGAUGAUUGACAUUAAACUGGAUCUGCCAACGGUCGAGGAAUACUUUCUGGAUCUGGUCUAUCGCAUUGAGAUUAUAUUCAGCGACAAGUGUAAUCCCAAUGAGCCAGACUUUGUGCUGGAAUUGUCCAAUCGCUAUAAUUACGAUCAACUAACCAAUGCGGUGGCCGAGCGCCUCAACACGGAUCCACAGAAGUUGCAGUUCUUUAUGUGCAUCAACAACUACAAGGAGACGGCGGGCAAUGCAGUGCCCUAUACAUUCAAGGGAACGGUCAAGGAUCUGGUCUCGUACACCAAGCAAAGCACACCGAAGCGCAUAUUUUAUCAGCGUCUGUCGUUGAGCAUCCAUGAGCUGGACAACAAGAAGCAAUUCAAGUGCAUUUGGGUGUCCAACGAUCUGAAGGAGGAGAAGGAGCUUGUACUCUAUCCGAACAAGAAUGACAACGUUAAGGGGCUGCUGGAGGAGGCGGCCAAGAAGAUAACCUUCCAGGAGAAUAGCCGCAAGAAGCUGCGCCUGAUGAAGGUCAGCAAUCAUAAGAUUGUCGCCCACUGCAAGGACGAUAUACCGCUGGAUACGCUGCUCAAGACGAAUGACUCGGCGAUCGCCACCACCCAGAGUGCACAGAAGAUCUAUCGCGUUGAGGAGGUGCCCACAGAUGAGAUGCAGCUGGCCGAGAAUGAAUAUCUGUUGCCGGUGGCCCAUUUCAGCAAGGAGCUGUACAACUCGUUUGGCGUACCCUUCCUCACCAAGGCGCGUCAUGGGGAGCCCUAUGGGGUCCUCAAGCAGCGCAUACAGAAGCGUCUUAAUGUCCCGGACAAGGAGUGGGAGAACUACAAGUUCACCGUGAUCAAUACGGGCAUCACCACUGAGGUGAACGACAACGAUGUCAUCAAUUUGGAGAAUUUCCGCACCUCGACUAGCGGACAGUUGCCCUUCCUUGGUCUCGAUCACAUCAACAAGUCACGCAAGCGUAGUUCGCUGAAUUUCUCCGAGAAGGCGAUCAAAAUUUACAAUUAAAUUGAACACACACACACACAUACACACACACAAGAAACAAGAAAGCAGAUGGAGCAGAUGGAUGGUGGUUCUGCGAGUGGAGGUGGAGGCAAGCGAGGCUAGGAGGAGGCUGCUGUAACUGGGACUGGGUCGAAAAUUGGGCGAGACGGGAAGCAAAGACGUGACGACAUCCAUCCAUCGAUCGACACGCGCCCGCCGCCCGAAAACACAAAUUUUAAGCAAAUUGUCCUUAAAAUUGUAUGCCUCCUACUCCAACUCCCACUCCCUCAAAACGGGCCCAUCACCCCCCGCCCACUUCUUCUGAACCCAAAAGUAGAAAUUGACGUGGAUUUUUUUUUAAUAAUAUUAUUUCUAAGUCAUAAAAUUUAUUUAUUAAUCGCCUCCGGUCAAUUUUUAAUAUGGUUGUCCGCCCGAUCCUACACCCAGAGUUUGCCUUCCCUCCCCCCGCUGCGGCUCCGGCCUAAACUCCAGGUCCGGCCCGAGCCUCACGGCACUAAGUCCAUGAGAAAGCUAAAAAAAAAAAAUUUAUAAAUUUACUGACUUAUUGCGCUUGCAUUAGUGACUUCAAAUUCUAGGCUAAGGCUUUUAAAGUGUGUUUAUUUAAUUAAUUUUUUUUUUCCUCUAAUUUUCUAAAUACGAUAUUCCUAAACGCGGUAAUUGUUUUGAAGUCGGAACGAA